Leptopilina boulardi is the source of this 479-nucleotide messenger RNA. Its product is annotated as chymotrypsin-elastase inhibitor ixodidin-like. Lineage: Eukaryota; Metazoa; Arthropoda; Insecta; Hymenoptera; Figitidae. Bases 65 to 355 code for a protein of 96 amino acids. The transcript has 3 exons. The record is from RefSeq and is a predicted model, not a curated record.
AAAAAAGAAAAUAGCAUUUACUGUAUAAAGAACGUUUUAAAUUCUAUAUUGUUAGUUGCAUUUAAUGCUUCUAAGAAUUAUGAUAAAAAUGUCACCGUUCGUUAUUACUGUUUUUAUUGUAUUGUUUGUAUUUUCAACUACAAUAAAUGUUGAAGCAGGUGGACGUUGUGCACCAGAUGAAGUGUGGAAUGAAUGUGGCAAACGUUUACAGUGUCAGAAAAAUUGUGACACUUUAAGAAAUCCAUCUCGAAUUGUAUGCACAAAGGAAUGUGUACCGGGUUGUGAGUGUCCACGGGGUUUUGUUAGAAAAUCAAAAACUGACGAACAGUGUGUUGAAGAAAGAAAUUGUAGAUAAAAGCAAAAAAAAAAAAUUUGCAUAUAUUUUUUUUUUUUUUUGCAUAUUUGUACAAUAACUAAAUUUUCCAUUUACAGUAAAUUUAUUGUCGAAAUACAAAUAAAAAAAAAAUCCCCGCUAAAUA